Messenger RNA from Lachancea thermotolerans CBS 6340, 2091 nucleotides. It is a transcript of the gene BCK2, whose product is annotated as Bck2p. The coding region runs from base 1 to 2091 and encodes 696 amino acids. The transcript has a single exon. The record is from RefSeq and is a predicted model, not a curated record. Lineage: Eukaryota; Fungi; Ascomycota; Saccharomycetes; Saccharomycetales; Saccharomycetaceae.
AUGAGACAUUCUAGAAGUCCCUCAAAGAACGGUAAUGAUAGUCCCCAAUGCUCUACACCAGUUGAGUCUGUCAGCAAAUGGAAGAUCCCUCACUACUAUCGAAAAUCCAAUUCCGGUCCCGUCAAGAUCGAAGCUAGCUCAAGUUACAGUUCGAGGCAGGAAAAUGCAGGAAACAAUGGUAACAUAAACAUAAUGACAACACCUAAGCACGUACAGCUCGAGGAGACAGGAUGUGGUAAACGCGGCUCAAAAUCAAAGGCUAAAAAGGGAGAGAUGGUCUUUGUUAACUACACCGUGAAAGAUGCUAAGCCUGCGGAUCCACCGCCUACAAAGAAGAAGUCGUCAAAAAGUCGUAUGCUGAAGAUUUUCAGCUCCGUGCACAACUCUAAUAGUCAGAGCUCAAGCUGCGAGGACGUGCCCAGCCCUGACGCCAAAUAUUCGCAGCAAAACUUUUCUGACCUAGCCUUCCAGAGCAGGUCCUCAGCCUCUACUCCUUCACAGGCUACGAAGAGAUCCUACAGUUCUUUUUUGAAGUGUGGCGGAAUGGUUUCUGCGUCCACAAUCACGUCACCAACUACCUCGCCAUCUGAGGAGGUUGUCCCGAGCUCGUCAGCUCCAUCGCGAGGCAUGCUGCAGCGCCCACCGCUGGCUAGCUCUUUGAGCUCCAGCGUCUCGCUCGUGAACAAUAAUGGAAAAGCUUCUCUAACUCUUGGAACAAGCGAGCCAUCAUUAGUUCACCGACACUCUCCUUCGCGAGAGAGGUCGCACACGACGGAGAAUUUGCAAUAUGAUCACCACUACCUUGACCAAUAUGGCGAACACGGAGGAUUUUCUACAAUCCAGAGGGCUCAAGCAAGUCAUGCACAGCUUGCUCCAGGUGUCAAGCCAGGGGACGAAAACGACGCCUCCAUUGCAUUUAGUAAAAUGUUCACUAGGAAACGUGCCAACACAGGCGGGUCCAUGAGUUCACUCGUUUCCAGCACCACAUCUCACAAUUUGCCGUCUUUGCAUAGGAAUAUGUCAACAAACUCAAUCUCAUCACUCUCCAACAGGUACUCUCCCAUCCGCGCUGGCUCACCAGCAAGGAAUUCAUCGACAUGGAGAGCUGCCUCCAACCGCUACUCUCGUGAUCUCUCCACGCUUCAUAGUUCUUCGAAUUACGCUACAGAUUCAGCUAUUGGAAUGGAAUCUUACCUCGACACUCAAUCAAAGCAAAGGGGCGCAAAUCACAAGAAAAAACAAGAAUCUAUUUCUGAUCUCUACCGCAUUCAGCAGAACACCAUGUUUGUCCCAGACCCUAGCACAGUGUCGUCAGUAUCAUCAGCUUCGACACCAUGUUUUGUUGAAAGCUCGCACUGCAAUAAUGUGUCCGGAUUCGACGGGCAAAAUAGUGUUGUGUUUUCUUUGGAUCGCGAGAGCUCUUUGGAAAAUGAGAUCUUGGAAGAGCAAGAUGAGUCGGCUUUUUCGCCCAACGAGGCUUCCGCGUUGAAGGAAGUUGUUCCAAAGACUACAGUUGACUUUAUUGGCGAAAGAGAGUCCGAUAUUGUUUCUCUACAAAACACAAGCCGUAGCAGCGGUACUAUGUUCUCCUCCCUGGUCAAUUCACACUCCACUUUGGAUAGUUCAAUUCCUUCAACAAAAGAGACUGACAUUCCUAAAGCGUUCGAGUCAUCUAACUUCCCACACAUUAAUUCUACCGCACAGGCAAACAACCCUGCCUCUUUGAAUUUUGGUGGUGCGCAAAACGAUGAUUUUUUGAACUUAUACAUGGAACUUGACCUUGGCAGCCGGGCAGAGCUUAUGACCAGUCAGCCCGAGAAGCCUAUUCAAGGAGAAAGUGAGAUGUCAAUCUCCAACGGGUAUACGCAAGGUGAUGUAUCCACUCUCAAUUCAAUGUUGAACGCCUCCCCAGCGACAAUUACCAACUCAAAUAACAUAGGUGCAAGGUCGGCACCUCAACAAGACAGUUCCUACAAUGAACAGGUACCAUAUACGAGUUUUUCAAAUCGCAUAAUGCAUGAUAUAGAUCAAAUCACCCAUUCUAUUAACGCAUCGGACAAUGCUAACGAGCUCACUGAUGAAUGGAAUUAA